Molecule: messenger RNA, 2311 nt
Organism: Gastrolobium bilobum
Lineage: Eukaryota; Viridiplantae; Streptophyta; Magnoliopsida; Fabales; Fabaceae
Product: myosin-binding protein 7-like
Exons: 4
Coding region: 638-2074 (478 amino acids)
Source: RefSeq, a predicted model, not a curated record
UCUCUCUCUCUUCUUUUCUCUUUCUCUUUCUAGUCCUCCUUUUCUAUCUCUCAAGUCUCAACGAGAAGAGAGUUCGAUCAGAAAAAAAAUAAAAAUUACAUAACACAAACGCGAAUAUCAAUAAUCAACGACAUAGAUAAAACAAAUCUGAAAAAAUACAUCAAUAAAAUACAAUCAAAAUAUCUAGGGUUUCAAAAUCAUACAUUCCCUCUAUUUUUCUUUUUCUCGUUUUCUUCAACUUUCCUUCCCACCAAACACCGUUCCCGCUUCUGCAUUCUUUCAUCCUAAGAAAACAAUUUCGGAUGUAGCAGCACCUGGUGCUUUCCCUUUUUCAAUUUUUAUUUCAUUUUUUGUUCCCAAUUUUACCUGGAGAGGUUGAAUUUCCGGGAAAAUUGACCUCCAUUUUCUGCUUCCUGCAACCUUCGCCGCCGGCUGCGAUUGACUCGUCAACGACGAGUACUUCAAGGUGUUUUUGUCUGAUUGGUUGAUCCACUGGUGAAAGUUCUUGGCAUGGAAGGAGGGGAAGGGAAUGGUUGAUGGCGUUUGUAAUUAAUGCUCACUUUUGUCCAGUUUUUUUAUUUGUUGAAGCCAUUUGUAAAUUUUUGAUUGGUAAAAGGGUUUGAAUGCAUUUUGAUCUAUGGAUUUGGAAGCAGUUCCAUCUUCCAUGGAUUUGUUGAAAUGUUGCAACUGUGGGUGUAGUUGCUGCUCCUCUCUAGCUCAAUCUUUGGACCCUUGGAUGCGUUCCAUUAAACGGAAGCAUGAUGAGCUUGAACUGGAUAGCCAUUUGUCUGAACCUGCGGUUGCACGGGUUGAAAUCGAGAACGAAUGCGCAGUCUUACGUGAGAUGGUCAGCAAUCAGCAGAAAACUAUGCAAGAUUUAAAUGCUGAAUUGGAGGAGGAGAGAAAUUCUUCAUCCACGGCUGCAAAUGAGGCAAUGUCAAUGAUAUUGAGGUUGCAAAGGGAGAAGGCAGAGAUUCAAAUGGAAGCACGUCAAUUCAAGCGUUUUGCAGAGGAGAAGAUGACACAUGAUCAGGAGGAGCUUUCAUCGUUGGAGGAUUUUUUAUAUAAGAGGGAACAGAUAAUUCAGUCACUAACUUGUGAAGUUCAGGCUUACAAGCACAGGUUGAUGAGUUUUGGGCUCACUGAGGCCGAGGCAGAGGGUGAUCAAUAUGAACUUCCAACCUAUGAAUACCCUCCUUUGAAAUGUAAUGUGGUGCAUGCUACCAUGGAUGUUGAUAAUGAUGACACAGAUAUUGAGAAAAAUGUAUUCGGUGAAACUCCUAAUGACCGUUUGAGGAACUUGGAAAAUAGGAUUUCUCAAAUGGAGAAAUGUCCCACUCUGGACAAAGUGAUUGUUGGACAAUCUCCAAGUCGAACUAGACAUUCCAGAAAAUUUUCCUGUGACUCAACAUCAUCAUUUGGUGGGAUGGGGAGAGAAACAGGUCCUGAAAUUCAGACAGAUUCUCCCAUGCUCAAUAAUAACUACAGAAAAGAUUAUUUCUCACAGUCAGAGGACCAUUCGAAUUUGAAGAAGGUGGAUAAUGCAUCAGAAGGUGAUGAUAUGAGUGAUAGAAUUUAUACAGUUGACUCUGUUCAUUGUGGAGCACCAUAUAAUGGUUUCACAGAUUCCAAAGCUGGAGCUGGUGUUUUCGAAGAUUAUGCAACCAUUCCAAGGGAGUCAGGGAAUCAUGCUGAUCUUGAAGAUCCCUACAUAAAGAAGCUUUACAUGAGGCUUCAGGCACUUGAAGCUGAUAGGGAAUCAAUGAGGCAGGCAAUCAUUUCAAUGAGCACAGACAAAGCACAGCUUGUGUUACUGAAGGAAAUAGCUCAACAUUUAAGCAAAGAGAUGUCACCACAAAGGAAAAUGACGAGGAAGCCUUCUAUUGUUGGCACUUAUGCAUUCUUCUCAAUUUUUAAGUGGAUUACAUCAGUUGUUUUAUGGAGAAAGGAAGCUCAUGAAAGCAGGUAUAAGUUCGGGGUACCUGCUGACAGUGCGGGCUUGCUGCUGCUACUGGACAACGGACCACUUGCAAGGACUUUAAGAUGUAUUUCAAGUACACAAGUGGGACAUUGAUUCUGCAAUUCUCGUGUCUAAUGUGGGAGCAUCAACUGAAUUUUAGUAACACUACUAUGAUAAGAUUUUGCCCCCCAACAAAAAAUAAAUAAAUAUUUUUCGCCGAGAAAGUGGUGUAUUGUGCAGUUUUCUUUCAUUUCUUUUGUAUGAAAUUGAAUGAGUUUUGUUGGUUGAUUGGUGAAACUUGGAUAUGAUAUGACAUAAGAGCAUUUUCACUUGUAUGCUUUGUUUGAGUUG